UGUUCUUUUUCUUAUUUUCCUUUCUUGAAAAACAACAAAGCUCAUUCUCUCCGCAAAGACAAAAAAGAAUGGAGAACAUUGACGAUUUCUCACCGGAAAAAGUCUCAGGACCACCAGCACCACCAACACCUCCUCCGGUAAAAUCAAUGGAUCUGUUUAUGAAAAGAAGCAAUAGUUUUGUUUCUAAAGCUACAAGAGAUUCAUGGGAUCGUAUGUUUGAUGAAGCUCAUGGAGCUGAUGUUUUGAUUCAUACUGAUGAUGAUGGUUUGAUCUACGCGCAUUCUAAUGUCAUCGGAAUGGCUUCAGAUGUAAUCAGAGGAAUGAUGAAGCAAGAUAAGAGAAAAUCUCAUCGUAAAUCAAUCUCAAUCCUCGGUGUUCCUCACGACGCUGUUCGAGUUUUCAUUCGAUUCUUAUACUCUUCUUGCUAUGAGAAACAAGAUAUGGAAGAUUUUGCAAUGCAUCUACUUGUGCUAUCACAUGUCUACGUGGUUCCGCAUUUGAAAAGAGUCUGCGAAUCAGAAUUCGAAAACAUUUUGCUCAACAAAGAGAAUGUGAUUGAUGUGUUUCAGCUAGCUCUUCUCUGUGAUGCUCCUCGUCUAGGUCUUCUCUGUCACAGAAUGAUUCUAAAGAACUUUGAAGAAGUUUCUACUUCUGAAGGAUGGCAAGCAAUGAAAGAGAGCCAUCCUAGACUUCAAAAAGAGCUUUUACGCUCUGUCGCUUACGAGCUUAAUAGCUUGAAGCAAAGAAACAGGAAACAGAAAGAGAUACAGACUUACACACAGCUAUAUGAAGCAAUGGAAGCUUUUGUCCAUAUAUGCAGAGAUGGAUGCAGAGAAAUAGGUCCAACAAAGACCGAAACCCCGCAUGUCUCGUGUGGAUUUCAAGCGUGCAACGGUUUAGAGCAGCUAUUGAAACACUUGGCGGGAUGCAAACUAAGAUCAAUCCCUGGUGGUUGCAGCCGUUGCAAGAGAAUGUGGCAGCUUCUUGAGCUUCAUUCGCGUAUUUGCGUAGACUCGGAACAAUGUAAAGUCCCUCUUUGCAGUAGUUUGAAGGAGAGGAUGAAGACACAGAGCAGGAAAGAUGAGAAAAGAUGGAAACUUUUAGUGAAGAAUGUUUUGAGCACCAAGAGAAUUGGAGGAUCGCCAUUCUUUUUGCAGGCUAUUGAUGUUACUUUAUGAAAUUAUUUUAUCGCUUUUAGAUAUAGAGAUUGCAUAUUUAUACAUUGUACAUAGGUUGCAGAUUCUUUGUAAAGAUAGAUCCGAGGUUCAAAAUUUCA
Molecule: messenger RNA, 1276 nt
Organism: Arabidopsis arenosa
Lineage: Eukaryota; Viridiplantae; Streptophyta; Magnoliopsida; Brassicales; Brassicaceae
Source: the annotation of a GenBank genome assembly